UGUAAAGAUUUCUUCAAAGCCGGCCGGGGGAUUUAUGAGGACCUGUGCCGCAGACUGCCCUUCUACCCCUCUGACUUCACAGAUGGUAUAGUUGGCAGUAAUAAAACCCUGCUGAAGUACAUGACCACAGCCAUCUUCCUCUACAUCGCCAUCCUCCUCCCCGCCAUCGCGUUCGGCUCCCUGAACGAUGAGAGCACACGUGGCGAGAUCGAUGUUCGGAAGACCAUCAUCGGCCAGAGCAUCGGCGGGGUCAUCUACUCGUUGUUCGCCGGCUCUCCUCUGGUCAUCCCUCUAACCACGGCUCCCCUCGCCAUCUUCAUCAGCGUGAUCCGAGGAAUCUGUGACGACUACAACCUGGACUUCCCGGCGUUCUACGCCUGCAUCGGCCUGUGGAACUGCCUCUUCCUCAUCCUGGGAGGGAUAUUUAACGUCAGCCUGCUCAUGAAGCUCUUCAAGAGGUCGACGGAGGAGGUCAUCGCUCUGUUCAUUUCCAUUGCAUUUGUGGUGGAUGCAGUGAAAGGCACCGUGAAAAUCUUUCACAGAUAUUACCACGCUCCCACGCUGGCCAACAGAAGCAUCGAGGACCUCCCGAAGGCCGGAGACCUGUUGGGAGGAAACCAGAGUGAGGUGGCGGCGGGGUUGGUGCUCAACGCCCUCCCUGAAUCCCUCAUCAAUUGCACUCGGGAGAGACCUGUCCUCUGCCUCCUGCUGAUGCUCGGGACGUUAUGGAUGGGUUACACCCUCUACCAGUUCAAGAGGAGUCCGUUCCUGCAUGCCAAAAUGAGGGAGGUGCUGUCGGACUGCGCCCUGCCGAUCUCCGUGCUCAUGUUCUCCUUCAUCGGCUCCUACCUUUUCAGUGACAUUGAGCUUCCCGUGUUUAAAGUUCACGACCGGCCCGUCUUCAACGUGGCUCCGUUCGAGCGUCUGUCCCCCAUGAACGUUCUGAGCGCCAUGGGCCUCGGCUUCCUGCUCGCCCUCCUCAUCUUCAUCGACCAGAACAUCGUCGUCUCGCUGACCAACGCACCGGAGAACAG
This is a messenger RNA of Paralichthys olivaceus (Japanese flounder), 1034 nucleotides long. Lineage: Eukaryota; Metazoa; Chordata; Actinopteri; Pleuronectiformes; Paralichthyidae. The record is from RefSeq and is a predicted model, not a curated record.